Puntigrus tetrazona (Sumatra barb) is the source of this 5007-nucleotide messenger RNA. Its product is annotated as zinc finger protein 24-like. The transcript is spliced from 4 exons. The coding region runs from base 245 to 1636 and encodes 463 amino acids. NCBI's taxonomy places the organism in Eukaryota, Metazoa, Chordata, Actinopteri, Cypriniformes, Cyprinidae. The record is from RefSeq and is a predicted model, not a curated record.
GUGGUCGUCCGAGGGAAGAUCGCGAAUGCGCUCGUGGACUAUUUUGAUUUCCCAGUGCGUCUUCACGAGGUACAGUACGGUACCGCACACCGAGGGGCGUACACAUCCACGAUGCGCUUCGCGAGAAAGGGGCAACUUCGUUUCUAGUCAGUUGUGCUGGGGGUACUUCUGUGUAUUUAACGCUAUUUUUGGGAGGUGGGAAGAGGAAGAAUGAAAGAGGUCUCCCAACGGAUCGGUCGUAAACAUGAACGGUGCCCUGUACAUUUCGUUUUUCCAAGGUCAGCUGGAGUCCGCGCUGGAGCAGGUAGUGCAGCUCGCCGUUCAGGAAAUCACCAAGACAGUCGGGGCCACUCUGAAUUCAAUGCUGUUGGAAACGGCCACCAAAGAGCAGGAAAACCAGCGCUUAAGGGCGACCCUUCAGUCUCGUGGAGGCAACGGGAAAAGCAAUGCGUCUAAGGGGAAAACGGACGCGAACAAUGAAACAAAGCAACACACCCCCAGUCAAAACCCUGAAUGUGGCGCUCGGUCCGAAACGCUCAGGCGCGAGCAGAAAGCUCGAGCAGUCGGUCAGUUAAAAUCCGUUAUGGAGCACGUGCUGGAGUUCGCCGUCUGUGAGCUGUCUAAAAUCGUGGAAGACAGCUUUGACGACCUGCUCUCGGAGUUCACCAAGAAGGAGCGGGAAAACCAGAUAUUAAAAGAGCAGUUGCAGGACAAGAGCGCGGCGGAGGACGGUAGUGUGCUUGCUGUGGAAACGGAAGAGCGCCACUGUGAGUCUGUCUCUCCUAGCAGCUCCAAAGCGGAGAAGCAAGAGUCGAAAGGCGUGCAGGACCAAACGCACAAAAAAGAGAGGGAAAAGGAAAAAAAUGAAACCACAAAUGAACCAGAUAAGCAGACUGUCAUUGCAGUGGCUCAGGACUGGGUGCCCAUCCUGGACAAAGUCUUUGGGCAGAAGUGGUGCAGUGACCUCUGGCAGAUCAAAGAGGUCACCAGCAGUAAAGAGGAGCGCACCGGGCUGAGCUCGGGCUCGGUGACCGACAUGGACAGCUUAAUUCGAGAGACGCUCAUGCCGUCUUGCCUGGCCACUCAGAGGAAGCUGGAGCUCGAGGUGGGCCAGCCGCCCUGGUUGCCACUCGACGAUAUGGAGGUGGUUUCUCUCACCUCUGAGGCUCAAAGCGUUCCUGUUAUCAGCUCCUCAGGUGACGACUCUCAAAUCAGAUCCCCUUCUAUGUUGCAAAGACUCCUGACACUUCCUUCGCAGCUUCUCGAGGAUGACGAUGAGUCCAUGGAUGCCGUUCCCAGCGUGGAAGUGUCCACAGAACCGGGUGAUUCGCAGCCCGGUAAGGGCUCAAAGAGUGAGCAGAUGAAUAAGAAAAAGGAAGAGGAGGAUGACGAAGAGGAGGAUGACGAAGAUGACGACGAGUCGGCGGACAGGACGGAGUCCUUGAAACACAAAGGUAGGAGAAAAUCCCAUGCUUGCAAAGAGUGCGGCAGGAAGUUCAGUCGAGCACAUCUUCUCAGAGCCCACCGACAAACACACGAGGAGACGCCCAACAGAUGCCCACAAUGUGGAAAGAGUUUCUCCCAGCCUUCAAGGCUCCAGGCUCACUUACGGACACACACAGACAAAACAAUAUAAGAGUGUGUAGAUGAAAGAAACUCAAGAGGCUUUCCAGUAAUAAUUGCUUCUCGAAGCGAGUCAGACUUUCAAAUCCAUUUCAAGUACUGGUGAAGGAAAUGCAAGAAACGUGUAGCCUUUUUUUUCUUUUUGAAGGUACAGUGAGGUAAACGGAUUAGUCAUCAGACACAAUUUGAGAUGUCUUUACCUCCAUUACGUUUUCCUAAUUUUAAGGAUUAUUGGAAGCGUGUGUAGAUAUCAAAGUAGGAUAUGUACAGACCAUGAAAAUAAGGAUCGAAGAAUUUCAUUUUUCCAUUGGGUGUUUUUUCAUAACACAAGUUUUAAAACAUCCUAAGACUUUGUAAAUAUUUGAGACGUGUUACAGGAAGUCACUAGUUAAUAGGUCCCAUGCAGCAUGCUGGUCUUGUUUCUUUUUACAACCUUUUUGAAUGUGAUCAAACGAACCAGAGAGUGUAACACGUCUCCUGCGAUCAAAUGGACCGGUUUUUCAUAUGUCCUUACUGACUUAGUACUCAACAUGAAAUACCUCUUGUGUUUAGAUGUCAUACUGGAUUUUUAUAUGAUUAAAGUCUCGACUUUCACGUCAGAUUCUAGACGUUUUCUUCAACCUUUCGCCAUGGAUUGAGGAUGUCAGUUUUCGACUUGAACUUGCACAUCUGUCAUCGACUGCAUGACGUGCACAACCAAGGAUCUCUUCAAGGAGGAUGAGAUGAGAAGAAAAUUGCAUUGAAAUGGUUCCCGAAAAGAAACUUGAAGCUCCUAAAUCUUCAUAUUCUCAUUUCAGUGACUUUAAAAGAGGAUCUGACUUUACUAGUAUCCUCAACUAGAGUAGCGUCUUCCUGUACUGUUCGGCUGUGGCUCGAUUCUUGAACUGGAAGAUUUGUUUUUUCCAGCAACGGUGGCAUGUAUGUGUAUACAGAGUCUUCCUUAGGGAAGCCGUUAUCUACCAUUUCCAGAGAGGCAGACGGAUUCUGCACUUACAAUUUUUGCCCUAUAUCGAGGAGAUGUAGGUCCCACCUGUUACGCACAUUCCCACUCUCAGCCCUGAAGUUUUACAAUAUCUCUGUCGGUAAUGAGCAUGAUGGGAGAGGGGGAAGUACAAGGUGUUACUGUUACUGCUCGGAUCAAUACCUCAUCGAUGGGACCAUAUCUUUCGGGACUUCUGCAAUAUCAGGAGUUAAGGUCCUGCUCAAAAAAAUAAACAAAAAACGUUUACAAAUGAAACGGGACCGGCCAGUUGGCCUGCUUAUUAUUUGAUUGUGCAUUAAAAAUGUGGCUUAUUUUGCUUUCCGCUACUUAAUACGUCCCUGUAGGAAGGUACCAAGAACUUGCGACCCAAAGAUUACAAUGAAGGGAAAACACUUUCGACCAUACAUAUUCAUUUGGAUUGUAUUGCCUUUUUUUUUUUUUUUUCUUUUACAAUAUGGGCCAUUACAUUUUACAUUAUGAACCCUAAGCUUCUUUCAGAUGUAUUAAGUAUCGUAACUUCAUUUAUAGAAUAUAAUGAAGUACUUUAUCUGUUUAGUGCCUAGAUUUAAGCGUUUAAUAAGCUGAUAUUGUAGGUUUUGGUGAUAAUUGAGAGGUAAAUUCAUUGUUUAGCACCCUGCCUGUUAAAAAAAAAAGGGAAAAAAACAAACAAACCAGAACUACUAUUUUCUUGUGCUUCGUGCUUUCUCCUUAACAGUCAGCUCUAGAUAUUGUACUAGUUCUUUAAUUGUUACUUCCAGUCAGAUCUGACUUUAAUGUUAAAAUAAAUCGGUAUGUUUAAUCGAUUCAGACUGGUUCACGGAAAGAGUUAGUUCACCCAAAAAUAUCUUUCAGGUUUAGUCAUGCAGGUUUGAGGUUGAACUAAUAAAUAAAGACUCUUUAUAGUUCAUCCAAAAAUACAACUGUAACCAUGUGCUUUGAUAAAUAUCGGUAACCAAACAGUCGCUGGUAGUUAUUAACCUCCAUAGCGUGGAGAGCUAUUCUUUGCUUCAACAGAACAUGAGGGUGAAUAAAUGAGGACAGAAUUGUCAUUUUUGGGUGAAGACUCAAGCUAAUUGCAGCUUGUGGAUCCAAAAGACUAAAGAGGAACUGAUAUGAGUAAGAGUGACAAUGUUAUGGUAUGUUUCCAUUUGUUCUGGGUUACAAAAAGCAAUUUAAAUGAAUAUUGAAGGACUUGAAUUUUGCAUCCGACUUAAUGCAAUGAAAUGGCGCCAUAUACGCCCAUCCAUUUAGGACCACGAAUUAAAGAAUCUUAGCAUGUAAAAUCGCUUUGGGCCGCAGAUAUUUAUUCAGUACUGGCGAAUAUAUGAUGCAGUCUCUUGUAAAAAAACCGACUCUGUGGGGUAUGUUUGUUUGCAGUGACUUCCCUGGAAGUGCUUCAUGGUGACUCCAUUGACCGGCAUCAAUACCCUACGCCUGUUAUUUUAUUUAUUUUCAGUAACUCUUUUUUUUUUUUUUUUUUUUAACCAAAAUGAAUAGCGUCUUUCUGCCAAACUGUCUGACACGUGAGCUUUGCGAUGCAGUCCAGCAUUCGCCCAGAAUACUGCAUUCUUCUAAUGAACUACUUGAGCAUUUUGGUGUUUUGUUUUGUUUUAUGUUAUGCAUGAUAACUCCUUUUUAGUGGUUUUGUUCAUUUUCAAGAACCUGUAUUGUCAUGUAUUGAAAAAGAACACUUGUUGUUGUAACAGACCAAUUGGAUCGAAUCUUUUCCAUGGAUCAUGGUAAGCGGUUUACUGUUUUAUGGCAUAGUAGCUAUGUAUAUUUACCAUAUACAUAGUAAAUGGAUUAUAGAGUUCAGCAUUUGACCAAUAAAUGCAAAGUAUUACUUUUGUACCAUUUUCUUUUUACUCCAGUAUGAAUUUUGCACUGUUUUUCUGUUACUCCACACAUCCAUACCUCAGUUUUGUUGGUAGUCUGAAAGCAUUGCUCGGUUCAUUACCUCAGGACUCAUUCACAUUAAGCGUAUUUAUGGCAAAAGUAGAUAAACACGAGAGCUUUUACCUUUUAUUAAUGUUUUUUUUUUUUGGUGGACUAUCUCUAAAUUGGGAGAAAUAAACAAGUCGCAGGGUAGUUUAAUGAAAACAUUCUAUUUAAAUCAAUGUUGUUAUUUUACAAUAAAAGCCCGUUAUGAACCACAUAUAGAGAACAUCUAUACUAAAUUUGCACAAAAUUUGGUCUACGCUCGAAAAUCAUUAUUAUUAUUAUUAUAUUAUCAUGAUUGAGAAGUCAUCUUUUAGGAAUUCCUGUUGUUGUAACCAGCAUUUAAUUUCUACUUCUUUUCCAAAAAGUUUUACCUAUCACUGAAAUGUCUUUUUAAUGUGACUGGAAGUAGUUGUACAUUUUGAAUUAUGGCAAUAUAUUAAAAAGGUGAAAUAUUGCAUCAA